Molecule: messenger RNA, 1059 nt
Organism: Acipenser ruthenus (sterlet)
Lineage: Eukaryota; Metazoa; Chordata; Actinopteri; Acipenseriformes; Acipenseridae
Product: glucose-dependent insulinotropic receptor-like
Exons: 2
Coding region: 1-1008 (335 amino acids)
Biological process (GO): G protein-coupled receptor signaling pathway
Cellular component (GO): membrane
Molecular function (GO): G protein-coupled receptor activity
Source: RefSeq, a predicted model, not a curated record
AUGACUGUCCCCCUUGCAGUGGCUUUUGAUAGCCCUGGCGAUUUUGCCAUUUUCAUUUUGAACAUACUAAUAGCUACCACGAUUGUUAUAGUCGCUGGGUCGGUAGUUAUAGCUAUACUUUGCACAAAGUCUCUUCGCACGGAAAACAGGUUCAUUUUCAUGCUGAACACAAGCAUCAGCGACGUGAUAUCGGGUUUUGCUUGGUAUUACACUGGACUUUUUGAUGUGCAGGAAUAUUAUCCACAAAGGAAUUCAACAUUGGGCAUAUUAACUUCAUUCGUGGGAGUGAACGUGCUUACUGUUCUGUUCGCACAGAUUGAUCGAUAUUUAGCCAUAGGUCACCCUUAUGUUUAUAGUCGCUACAUCACCAGGUCAGUAAUUAUUGGAAUUUGCAUUUGUUGUUGGGUUUACGUUUAUCUAACAGUCUUGGUUAAGAACGUCGUUACCUGGGAGGCAGCUAUGCAGCAAAAUGCAUAUGGUGCACUAGCUUUUCAGAUAAUAAUAACGUUUGCAAUGCUUGGAUUGAACCUUAAACUCUAUCUUAUCGCUAAAUAUCAACUUUCACGAGAUCCGCCAGGUCCGGAAACCGACAACAAGAAAGCCUCGCUGAGACUCAUUAUUGUCGUGGCAUUUUGCUUUCUUGCUCUUUGGACUCCAGUGUUCGUCAAUACCAUACUGUGUAACAUUAUGUCACCGUAUGCAUACAUAUCUAUAAAUAGUGGGACUGACCCUUUCCUUGUACUGUCCCGAGGAAACGCCAUUAGCACGCCAGCCUUGUACAUAAUGGGAAGUUCUGCUCUUAAGGAGGCUGUUCUGAGAAGAGUCUGUCGUGUGUUCCGGAAAUGUAAAAGAAGAACUGAUCCAGAGAAUGCCUUAGCAAAUCAAACCAAGGGAACGGAUCUAGCCAGACGUGGAAAGGCCGAUCUCCCCGUUUGUGUUCCGUCUUUUGUAAGAGCUGCAAACCGCAGGGAGACAGGAAAUGUUAGCAUGUUACAGAGCUUGCCAUAGCCGGAUCACUAAAGCGGGCUGGCACGCUUGGUUGAAUAGGUCUGUCCCUCU